AUUGUGAGCGCGCAUUUUGGAUGGUGCGCAACUAGGGUGAAGGGUGUAUUCGCUCCCGUUUGUUUUCACUGUCUAGCUUUCAAGAAGAGCGUUGAGUAUACUUUAAUAUGUCCAUCGUAUUCCUUGACCAAUAUCAUCUGAAAUUUCCGCGUCAUCUAACUUGCACUUAAACAUGUCUCUCCCUGAAACUGGAAAAACUGAAGCUACUCAAAUUUUUCCUUCAGAACAGUCAGUAAUUCAAACCUGGGAACGUCAGCAGGAUGUUCAUGUAGCUCAUCCUCAUUUGGAUAUGUUGGAUGCUUGGUCUUCAGAUGGUGGCAGUAUUUCUUCGUCAUCAUCCUGCUGCUCCGACACUCACUGCAUUAAUUCUGAUGAUCCAAUGGAGUCUACAAAUUGCGGUGAAUUAACUGUAGAAGAUCGUAUCAACUCUACAAAAGACAUGCGUAGGCCAAUGUUAGCUCAAAACCGUAAUCUUCAUUACUUGAAAUGUGCUGGUGUAUACACUAGUAAAGAGGUUGUUGACCAAGCUAUAGAUCGUUGGGAAUCGUAUAAAAGUUUAUGCUAUCAAGGUCUAUCUGUCUUAAGACAACAGCUUGUCGAUGCUUAUAUCCCUCAUGCAAUGGAAGAAAACAAAGUGUGUUCAGCCAAACAAGUAUCCAAGGGAUCAGGUGUGAUAUCUAAUUUAUCGGCUCGAAGUCAGCUGAGACAACGUGCUGCUAAAAAUAUACUCCGUCAUUCUGUGAAGACAGCAAAUCAAAGACAUUUAUCCUGUGUAUCUAAAUUUGCUAUAGUCAGUAAUCGUAUAGCUAAGUGGCGUAAACCUACUGCAAGUCAACAAUGCCGUUUUCGUGAUCCUACAACAACAACUUGGGAAAAACGUUGUACAAAUCAAUGUGUUCCACUAUUACCAGUCUGUUCUUAUCACUUAGUUCAAAUGCGACCUGCACCAGAUUAUGAUUUGAAUUCAUCGGAUAUAUACAAAAAUUUGAGUAAUGAAAUGAAUGCGGAAGGAAGUAUCCCAAAGGCUAUUCCUAAAUCUGAAGAGCUUGUACCUGACUAUAGUGUUAACGCGAAGACUAACACUAAAUCUGAUGCUGAACAAACUUCUCUACCCGCUCAAAGUGUUUCUGGUGACCGCAGUCGUCACUCGUCUUGUGGAGAUCUUUCCACCUGUACUUUGAAUAAAACAAUCAAAUUUGAUGAUCAUAUUAAAUCUCAAUCUUCUCGGAUAAACCGAAGUGGUAAGGGACACUUUGAUCAGUCCAGUACAGUCACCCCUAAUUCUCCCAUCCUACAGAUGCCAUCACAGAUGAACAAUACCGGUGUAUUCAUUGUGUCUGCACUUCGUAGUCCUAUCGGUCGAAUGUCUGGUUGUCUAUCUGGUUUAUCAGCGCAUCAGUUAGGUGGUCAAGUGAUCAGCUCUGUACUGGAAAAUGCUGUGGAAGGCUCAAAUAAUCCAAAAGAAUUAAAAAAUUACAUUGUGGAACAUUUGGAAGAAGUUAUACUUGGUCAAGUAUUGACAGCAUCUACUGGACAAAAUCCUGCUCGACAAGCAGCUAUAUUGGCAGGAAUUCCUUAUUGUGUACCAGCUUGGGGAGUGAAUAUGGUUUGUGGAUCAGGCUUGAAAUCUGUAUGUAUAGGCUUCGAUCGAUUAAAUGCCUCUUCAUCCUCUGAAGGCGGCUGGAUACUGGCCGGUGGACAAGAAUCAAUGAGUCAAGCACCGCAUACUACUCCUCCUAGAGCAUGUCUACGACGUGUAGGUGGUCAAAAUACUUCAGAACUUCCAAAUUAUGGGAAUUUCACUUUAUUAGAUACAAUUAUAAGUGAUGCUCUAACGGAUGCAUUCUGUAAUAUAUCUAUGGGUGCAACUGCUGAGAUUGUUGCUAAAAGAUUUGGAAUUAGCCGAGAAGAACAAGAUUUAUUCGCGCUCAGAUCACAGGAGAAAUAUGCAGCCGCUUUACAAGCUGGUUACUUAGUCAAUGAAAUAACACCAAUCAAGGUUCCAGGUGUUGGCAAAGAAGAAGCGAAAUUAGUGGAUACUGAUGAACAUCCACGACUAGAUACCACUUUGGCCAAGCUGUCGAAAUUACGGCCAGCAUUUCAAAGUGAUUCAGCUGGCGGUGGCACAGUUACAGCAGGUAAUACAAGCGGUGUUAAUGAUGGCGCUGCAGUACUACUACUUUGUCGUGGUGACCAAUUAUCGAAACUUGAUGUUCGUCGCCCUCUUGCUCGUAUUGUUGGUUGGCAUCAAGCUGGUUUAGAACCGGAAUUAAUGGGUCUCGGUCCUAUCUUCGCUAUCCGAGGACUGUUAUCUAAAAUUGGUUGGAAGAUUGAAUCUGUCGAUUUGUUUGAAAUCAACGAGGCAUUUGCUUCUCAGUGUAUUGCUAUCGCUACAGAAUUGUGUAUAUUACCGGAAAAAUUGAAUAUUUGCGGUGGUGCUAUCGCUCUAGGCCACCCAGUUGGAUGUAGUGGAGCUCGUAUACUUGUAACACUAACGCAUACACUACAACGUAUUUCUAAUGAACAAUCAUCAGGUGAUUUCGAUGUUCGACGAGGUGUAGCAGCUUUGUGCAUUGGUGGCGGCAUGGGUAUUGCAGUUGCUGUGGAAACGUGCAAAUGAUCAUUAUAAAUUAUUUUUAGUCAUUAACAUUCCUAUUACUAUUUUUUCUUGUUUAUUUUUCUUAUGUGAUUCACCAUCCCCGUAGUGCAUGGUCAACUUAAUUUUUAAAUAAGAUUUGUAAAGAUACUGUGCUUUACUAUCAGUGUUGAAACUUACUUUUGUUGACGACCUAUGAAAUUCUUCACUCUUAUUUCUUCAAAUGAUGGUACUAUUUUAUUGGAUGAUAUGUCCACUAGCUGAAGAUAAUAAAUAAUAAAAUAGAUCGAGUCAAAGUAUUCAUUGUUCUUAAUACAUUACUAUUAUUCAUUUUCAUAAACUUUGAAAACUUUUGUUGUUAUAAAUCAUGUUUGAUUUCUCAUUGUCUAGAUGAAAGGCUACUUCAAGGUAUAAGCUUUACACAGGAAUAGUGAUGAAUCUUGAUGGGAAUGGGUAACUUUGAUAUCUUAAAAACGGUAAUAUAGAUUAGUUGUUAGUAGGGAUUUGGUGGUAGUGUGAGUAGAUAAAAUCCUUAUUGCUGUAUGUGUGUGUGUAUCUGAGUGAUUACAUAUUUGCUGCUUCAUUGACUGAUUUAUCUGUCAUCCUACCUAGAAACGUUCGCUUAACCAUGCUUGGUGUCUUUCUGUCAUCCAGCAGUUCGAUGGUACAUGUCUGGUUUUUAUCCAUCAUAUUUUUCAGUUAUGGGCUAAUUAACCUGUAAAUCAUUUAGUUCACUGCUCUUAGUGUAU
This is a messenger RNA of Heterobilharzia americana, 3345 nucleotides long. NCBI's taxonomy places the organism in Eukaryota, Metazoa, Platyhelminthes, Trematoda, Strigeidida, Schistosomatidae. The record is from the annotation of a GenBank genome assembly.